This is a messenger RNA of Dermacentor albipictus, 2183 nucleotides long. Its product is annotated as mitochondrial import inner membrane translocase subunit TIM50-like. The record is from RefSeq and is a predicted model, not a curated record. Gene Ontology annotation, cellular component: TIM23 mitochondrial import inner membrane translocase complex. Gene Ontology annotation, biological process: protein import into mitochondrial matrix. Lineage: Eukaryota; Metazoa; Arthropoda; Arachnida; Ixodida; Ixodidae.
AAGUCCAGCCAAGGCGAGACAAAGUCCAAAAUGGCGGUGGGACGGGCGUGCAUGUGUUUGUGGCAUGGUCUCAGAUCCAAACUUGCACCGCCAGUUCUCAGUGGUUCAUCUUCGUUGAAGAGCUGGUCUUCGCGGUCGCCAGCAACAAGGCAACCGCACCGAUGGUCCGCUCUCCGUAAGCGAUUGGACUCCGUUCCCGCGUUGCGUCGCGGGCUCGCCGACGCUGGUGCCGGCAGCGGGUCCAGCAGCGGUGCCAGCAGCGGUGCUUCAGGCCGGUCGGCUGACCAGUUUUCUCAGCGAGCGAUGAAAUACACCUUCGUGGCGUUCGGCGCGAUGUUCACCGGUGUCGGUGGUUUCCUGGUUGUCACUUGGGGUGCGCCUCCUUUGGAUGAACAAGGCAAGGAGAUCGAAGACGAGUUCAGCCACAUGCCUCGCUGGAAAGCCCACCUGUACAGGACGUACAAAGAGCUUCAGCUUUAUAACAAGAUGAUCAAGGAUCCAUCCCGUGAGAAACUGCUGCCGGACCCAUUGACCGAGCCAUACUACCAGCCUCCAUACACGCUAGUCCUAGAGAUGACUGGUGUGCUGGUGCACCCAGACUGGACGUACCAGACUGGCUGGCGUUUCAAGAAGAGGCCUGGGGUGAACCUUUUCCUUCAGCAGGUCGGACCACCUCUGUUUGAAGUUGUCAUCUACACUUCGGAACAGGGAUUUACUGCAUACCCCAUCCUGGACAGCCUAGAUCCACAAGGCUACAUCAUGUACAGGCUGUUCCGAGAUGCGACUCGAUACACAGAUGGACACCAUGUCAAGGACCUCUCUUGUCUGAACCGGGACCUCUCCCGUGUGAUCAUGGUUGACUGGAGCGCCGAGGCCUGCUCCCUACAGCCUAGCAAUGCGCUGCGGCUACCAAAGUGGGAUGGCAGUGAUGAUGAUCGGACGCUGAUAGACCUGGCUCAAUUUCUGCGCACGAUUGCUACAAGUGAGGUGGAGGAUGUGCGGACAGUCCUGGAGUACUACAGCCAGUUUGACAACCCAUUGGAGGCAUUUAAGGAGAACCAAAGGAAACUGCAGGAGGAGAAGCAGCAAGUACCCCUGGAGCCAAUUCCCAGCCAGCGGUCGUGGGCCAUGGGGCUUUGGAAACGGCAGUGAUGAUGUGGAGAAUGCAGAAAGCAUUGGGCCUUAGAUUGUCCACUGCUCUAUGGACACUUGGACAGUAGUGGACGGUGCUGCCACCUGUGUUAGUUGUGUCGAGUGAGUGCCAGCAGUGACAGCGCACUCGUCAUCGCGCAAGGAAACUACAUUUUGACAGCGGGCAUGGCCAGAAUGCAAAAGCAUGCAUCUGCUUUUUUUGUGUGUGUAACUGUCACUGAAGACAAGACUGAGUAGGUGCUCAACACAGUAUUGCCUGAUGUUUUGUUCUAUUCCUUUUUUGUGUCUGUGGAAGAAUUGCAGCGCCAUUGCACCAUCUGCAUCUUCAUGAAUUACUGAAUGAGUAUGCAGGUGCAUGACUGCACCUGAAACACCAUGAGAAACAUUUUCGUCAUUAAGAGGAAAUGGUUGAGGCCAAAGUUGAUGAAAUCCAGUGUAACUGCUCGAAAAGGUUUUGUUUUAAAUGCUGAACAUCCCUUCACACUAUAUUUUGUGUGUGUGUAGAGUAUGACAGUAUAUCGGGUCAAGUACACGAAAGGGGUACACGAAAUAAAUAAAUAAAGUAAGCACUGAAAGCAUGUGCUGAACAUAGCCUUUGUGUUGUAAAACGUGGUCACAUAAGACACCUAAUAAUUUAGACUUCACAUGCAUCGCUCACAGAGGGUGCUUGUUUACCACUUUUGGGGCUAAUUUCAUUAAUGUGGCCUCAUUCAAAACUUCUGCAUCAUUCAGGACGAGAGCACCAGAAAGGGGCUCUGCACAGUGCUUUCCUUACUGUCUCCCUGCCCCGAGUUCGGCACAACUAUCAGAAUCCACAGUACUGACAAGCCCAAUGCCCUACGCCAACUGAAUUUUUUAUUUUGUCCUGGAUUGGAACCAAGGCAAGUUUGCACACUUGCACAGAUGUCAUGGGCGUCAGUAUCUGGUUAUUAACUUAAAGAAAUCGAUGAUUUUCACACAAGUCUAGCUCAAUUGCAAUGUAGAAAUGUCUGUAUUUCUGUGUAAAUAAAGUAAAUGAAGCUAAUAUGGAA